GAGCUCUUGUUGUUUAUCCAGGAGCAGCACAGAACAUGCGCGACGCUGCGAGCUCUGUGUGCCUGGAGUUUACUCUCUUGAGCUCUUCCCGAGCUUUUACACGAGUGUAGCCAGACAAAGGGAGCUGAUGUGUGUUUUGUGUGUGUGUCCCUGAUGAAAAUGUGGAUGAGGUCAGAGCGAUCUGGGAAGUAGAGAGACUUGUGUUUGGAGAGAGAUAUGCAUUUGUCGCACACUUGAUCUGACCACACAACAAAAGCAGAGGUGCUCGGCAGCUGUUUACCUGUGUGUGAACACAACGUGGACACACACACACACACACACACACACACGGACACACGGACAGACGGAGGCAUGUGCUCAGUUACCGUAGCCGUAUGGGGUUUAUGAAGAAAUAACGGCUUCACGGACAGCUGCUGUAGGCCUCUCCGCUAACGUAAACUCAGCCUCACCGGACACGGUCUCUCAUCCACCAGGAGAAAUGGGUCUAAUUUUCGCCAAACUAUGGAGUUUCUUCUGUAAUCAAGAACACAAGGUGAUAAUUGUGGGUCUGGACAACGCUGGGAAAACCACUAUACUUUAUCAGUUUUUAAUGAAUGAGGUGGUGCACACGUCUCCUACAAUCGGCAGCAAUGUGGAGGAAAUAGUGGUGAAGAAAAGCCACUUUCUGAUGUGGGAUAUUGGUGGUCAGGAGAGUCUCCGCUCCUCUUGGAACACAUACUACUCCAACACUGAGUUCAUCAUACUGGUAGUGGACAGUACUGACAGAGAGAGACUAGCCAUUUCUAAAGAAGAGCUCUACAGGAUGCUAGCACAUGAGGAUCUGCGCAAAGCUGCAGUGUUGAUCUUUGCUAAUAAGCAGGACAUGAAGGGCUGUAUGUCUGCAGCAGAGAUUUCCAAAUACCUGACCCUCAGCUCCAUCAAGGAUCAUCCCUGGCACAUCCAGUCCUGCUGUGCGCUCACUGGAGAAGGGCUGUGUCAAGGUUUAGAGUGGAUGGCCUCAAGUGCCAGGCUCAGAUAGCCUCUGAUCUUCUUGUUGGACUGAUUGACAGCCAUUUCCACCUCCUCUGGUGGCAUUGCCGGCUCAUCCCAUUGGCUGCUCAUGUUUUAUUUUUAAUCUCUUAAACAGAAUUGCUGCUCUGCAGCUAAACUCUCUGGACACCUACCUCAGCUGGGAUUUAUCAGUUACAUGAAUUACAGUUACAUGAAGUAUUUCAUCUUAAAGAGAGGCUCUACAGUGCUGCGUGUUUGUGAGGAGGGUCUGUGUUUUUAACACUCUGACAGUGGAACAGAAGUUCUCCAGAUAAAUAUAUUAAGAUAAUCGUGUGUUUUACUUUAAAUCUACUGGGAAGAAAUUAUUUGUAUGGUCAAAAUGUUACUUUUUCAAAUGGGGAAUCUUUGGGUCAAUUGUUGUCAUUGUUUGGUUAAACUUUUUGGAUAUCAAAUGUUUAAAGUGCCAAUGGUACCCAGCAACACCACCACAUAUCAUGAAAACACUUGAGCAUAUCACUUCGUACACAUUACCUCAAUCUUUAGUUACAGUAGAGGAUGCUGUUACCAUUUUAGACAUGGCCAUUACAGCUUGAAUGUCACUGAUGUAAGAUGCAAUUUAAAGAAGGGGGUUGGGAGGGGAAAUGGCACACUUUAAAAAUGCAGCAGUUGGCUGGAUUUAUUGUAGUGUCUGUUACAAGUGUAUUAAGUAACCAUUCUCCUUGCUGGAGUGUGGUUAUAGCAUAAAGGUCCUUUGGUUUUUAUGAGGAAAUAAUAAUGUUCAAAAGUAACACAGUAUUAUGAUUUUUUUUUUAUUAUCAUCUUUUCAUCUCAAUCCUCUUGGUGCAAAUAUUCUCUUCAUAUAAUCUUCACAGGUCAACCAGCCAUAAUAGCUGUGUCUGUUGAUAUAUAAGUGAUUUCCAUUUUAUUCCGAUUUGUUCAUCUUCCUUUUUUCAGGUAAUAAGAAACAAAAUGAACACAUGAGCACAAGUUCUUAUUUGUUUGCGUGGUGAUUUUGCCAAUAUGCUCAUUGGUUCUAGAUUAAACUAG
Molecule: messenger RNA, 2037 nt
Organism: Carassius carassius (crucian carp)
Lineage: Eukaryota; Metazoa; Chordata; Actinopteri; Cypriniformes; Cyprinidae
Product: ADP-ribosylation factor-like protein 5B
Exons: 6
Coding region: 479-1018 (179 amino acids)
Biological process (GO): protein localization to Golgi membrane; vesicle-mediated transport; intracellular protein transport
Cellular component (GO): trans-Golgi network; cytoplasm
Molecular function (GO): GTPase activity; GTP binding
Source: RefSeq, a predicted model, not a curated record